AUGCCACGAACAGAUCGGUUCGACGAUGUUUUGGGAUUAGGAUAUGAUCCUAAAUCUAAAGAUUACAAAGUUGUCAAAAUUGGAUUUUCUGGUUCAGAAUUGCAUGGCGGCACAAAACAUUUGAUUAUUCAUCCUCCCAAGGUGUACUUCAAGGGGAUGUGUUAUUGGAUAGGAAGUGAGCAACAAAAGGAAUUUGCCCAUAGCUAUGAUGCCGCCUAUCCUGAGCAAGAAAAAAUUAGGCGAGUGAUCGUUUUGUUUGACAUGAGUCGUGAGGUGUUUCAUGACAUACUGUUACCACAUGAGAUGGUAGAGUUCAACGAUUUCGAAGGAAUUGGUAUUGAAAUGCGUCUUAAGGUGUGGAAUGAAUCCAUCGCUUUCUUUCGCUUGAAUCAUAAUACUUUUGAAGAUGGUGACACACCACCCUUUGAAAUGUGGCUAAUGGAUGAUGAUUCUGGUGGCGGUGCGAAAAAUGAGGGUGGUGUUUGGACAAAACACAUUGCAUACAAGAUCCCGUCGUUCUCAGAGUCCCGCUUGCCCCUGCACUACACAAUGGCAAUGUGGAAAAGCGACGAGGUUCUUAUAGUAGAGGAAAAUGGAGGCAUAGUCUGCUAUAACUUCCGUACUAAGAAGCUUAAAAAUCUUCCCAUUCAAACUGCUGUAAGGAUCACUCCCCGUUUUCCUCCGCAAUCGUAUUAUUUUCCACUGUGCAAAGAAAAUCAUUUGCCCGUUGUAUAUGUGAAGAGUAUGGUUUCGGUCAUGGAAGGCAACAAGUACAUGAGCACGUAG
Molecule: messenger RNA, 786 nt
Organism: Malus domestica (apple)
Lineage: Eukaryota; Viridiplantae; Streptophyta; Magnoliopsida; Rosales; Rosaceae
Source: RefSeq, a predicted model, not a curated record